Messenger RNA from Chaetura pelagica (chimney swift), 1479 nucleotides. RefSeq names its product solute carrier family 1 (neuronal/epithelial high affinity glutamate transporter, system Xag), member 1 (gene SLC1A1). Gene Ontology annotation, biological process: L-glutamate transmembrane transport. The record is from RefSeq and is a predicted model, not a curated record. Lineage: Eukaryota; Metazoa; Chordata; Aves; Apodiformes; Apodidae. The transcript has 11 exons. Gene Ontology annotation, molecular function: glutamate:sodium symporter activity; L-cysteine transmembrane transporter activity; L-glutamate transmembrane transporter activity. Gene Ontology annotation, cellular component: plasma membrane. The coding region runs from base 1 to 1479 and encodes 492 amino acids.
AUGUGCCUUAUAGGUAUUGGAGUUGGCAUGCUGGUACGGGAAUAUGGCAAACUGUCUAACCUGGAUAAAUUUUACUUUUCCUUUCCUGGUGAAAUGCUGAUGAGAAUGCUCAAACUCAUCAUUCUGCCGCUCAUCAUCUCAAGUAUAAUCACAGGUGUUGCGGCUUUGGAUUCCAAUGUUUCUGGGAAGAUUGGUUUGCGAGCAGUCAUAUAUUAUUUAAGCACUACACUCAUUGCUGUAUUAAUAGGGAUUGUCUUGGUUGUAACCAUUAAGCCUGGAGCGUCUCAAACAGCAGAAGAGAUUGACAGAGUGGGCAGUACCCCUGAAGUCACUACUGCUGAUGCCAUGCUGGAUCUGAUCAGGAACAUGUUCCCAGAAAACCUUGUCCAGGCCUGUUUUCAACAGUAUAAAACCAAACGUCAAAAAGUGGAAGCUAAAAUUGGCAUGGAUAAAAAUAGCUCUGCAGUUACAAAAGAACCUGGUGCAAAGAACAAAACCCAAGAAUACAAAAUUGUGGGCGCAUACUCUGGUGGCAUCAAUGUGCUGGGGUUGAUAGUCUUUUGUCUUGUUUUUGGAGUGAUUAUUGGCGAAAUGGGAGAGAAAGGACAAGUGCUGUUCGAUUUUUUCAAUGCCCUGAAUGAAGCUACAAUGAGAAUAGUUCAGAUAAUUAUGUGGUAUAUGCCAAUUGGUAUCGUGUUUUUAAUUGCUGGAAAGAUAAUAGAAGUUGAGAACUGGGAAAUCUUUCGUAAGCUGGGUCUUUAUAUGGCUACAGUACUGAGUGGACUUGCAAUCCAUUCCGCUGUAAUUCUUCCACUGAUCUACUUAAUAAUAGUAAGGAAAAAUCCUUUUCGAUUUGCCAUGGGGAUGGCUCAGGCUCUUCUGACGGCCCUUAUGAUUUCUUCCAGUUCAGCAACUUUGCCUGUCACCUUCCGUUGUGCUGAAGAAAAAAAUGGCGUCGACAAAAGAAUCACCAGGUUCGUUCUUCCGGUCGGAGCUACCAUCAACAUGGACGGCACCGCUCUUUACGAAGCAGUAGCAGCUAUAUUUAUUGCACAGCUGAAUGACUUAAAACUGGAUCUUGGCCAAAUAGUUACUAUUAGUGUGGCAGCCACAGCAGCCAGCAUUGGGGCUGCAGGCGUCCCCCAGGCCGGACUUGUCACCAUGGUGAUUGUACUGAGCGCUAUUGGCCUGCCUGCUGAAGAUGUCACUCUCAUCAUUGCAGUCGACUGGCUUCUGGAUCGAUUCAGAACAAUGGUGAAUGUCUUGGGAGAUGCCUUUGGUACAGGGAUAGUGGAGAAGCUCUCUCAAAAUGAGCUGGAGCAGAUGGAUGCCACAGCUGAAGUCAACAUAGUCAGUCCUUUUGCCUUGGAAACAAUACUUGGUCACAACGAAGCAGGGACCAAGAAGUCAUACGUCAACGGAGGCUUUGCUGUAGAUAAGUCUGACACCAUAUCCUUCACGCAGACAUCUCAGUUCUAA